AUGGCUUCAACUUACAGCUUGACUGGUAACCUUGCUGAGAGUAUCGAAGACGGAAACUUUGUGUGGGCUGGACGGACAGAUUAUCUGGUCAAGAACAGAGGAUUCUUGAUUAACAUCGAGACUGAGGUCGGCCCGACAUUGCUCAGCUUUCCAACUAUACGUGUCGCCGUCGCUCUGAUGUGGCGAGAGAAACUGGUUGGCUUUGUCCAACCCUCCACUGUGAAUAUUGACGAGCUUUGUGUUUUCCUCCGGCAGCAAUACGACCCUUUUGUGGUCCCAGACAAUAUUGUGGCCCUGGAUAGUUUCCCCUUGACAGUGAACAGCAAGAUCAACAAGCGCGCCCUCUCUGUGCAGCUGGAUGAGCGAUUCUCGCACGAAGACGAAGGCCUGGAGGAUGAAGGUAAGGAGCUGUCUGCCCACAAUGCCUUACCCAGCCGCCUCAAAACGUACGGAUACUCGAUUGUUACUAUCCAGGCCUUGCGUUUAGACACUAUAGGAGAGCUAGAAAAGGUCGUUGCCGUCAUUCACAAGGCAAAAGGACCAGAAGACUAUACAACUGGUCCAGAAUUUGCCACUGAUGUGCAAAAAGGAUUUUUCAGGUCACUCGACAAUCCAGAUUUCGGCGCCCUCAUCGGAACAGCCAGAUACGUCGGAGAUCGUCUUGCUAUCCCCACAUGGGCGAGCUGCAUAAUGCUUUCAUCACGGCGCUAUCCGCCCACAGUAUCUUCCAUACCCGCCUUGGUGCAGGGGACUUCUCUCUGUCUGAUCUCGGUCGCCUAUGCCUCAACUGGAAGGAAGUGCACCCCAGAAUGA
This is a messenger RNA of Penicillium taxi, 813 nucleotides long. RefSeq lists its product as uncharacterized. Gene Ontology annotation, cellular component: cytoplasm. Gene Ontology annotation, molecular function: phosphopantetheine binding. Lineage: Eukaryota; Fungi; Ascomycota; Eurotiomycetes; Eurotiales; Aspergillaceae. Bases 1 to 813 code for a protein of 270 amino acids. The record is from RefSeq and is a predicted model, not a curated record. The transcript has 3 exons. Gene Ontology annotation, biological process: secondary metabolite biosynthetic process; amino acid activation for nonribosomal peptide biosynthetic process.